Acipenser ruthenus (sterlet) is the source of this 4329-nucleotide messenger RNA. RefSeq names its product thyroid hormone receptor beta-A. The transcript has 7 exons. Gene Ontology annotation, molecular function: nuclear receptor activity; zinc ion binding; RNA polymerase II cis-regulatory region sequence-specific DNA binding. Gene Ontology annotation, biological process: cell differentiation; positive regulation of transcription by RNA polymerase II; retinoic acid receptor signaling pathway. Bases 210 to 1742 code for a protein of 510 amino acids. The record is from RefSeq and is a predicted model, not a curated record. NCBI's taxonomy places the organism in Eukaryota, Metazoa, Chordata, Actinopteri, Acipenseriformes, Acipenseridae.
CCCUGUUUUAAUUUCCAAGUCUCUGAAAAUUGUUCAUGACCAGCCAUGAACCCCUGAGACCUCAAGUGAUCGAUGAGCCCAGGCAAUAAAUUGAUGGAAAAACAUGCACUGUCAAAGCAACAGUGUGCGAGGAUGCAGGGUAAGGCAUGCAUGUAGACAGGAAGGCUUGCAGACGGGGCACAGGCACAAGUUAAAGGAAAGCAUUCAGCAUGGUUGCCAAAUGUGCUUGGCUGAAAAGUUCUGAGGGCCAUCAAGGUUGUCUCUUCCAGGGUCAGCCUGAAAAUGAAGUAUACCUAAACCCUUCAGAACAACUUGGGCAGAAUGUGUUUACUAAAAUACCGCAGCUCAAUAGGAUGCUGGCAGUACCCUUGUUUUACCAGUCUGUGGUUUCCAUUGCUGAAAAAGGUGUGCACCAGUGUGCCAGCCACCAGCCUGUUGGAUUUUUAAGUGACCAGAAAUGGGGGUUUUGUGGAAGGCUGUACAAAAAUGAAGGCAAUGCUUUGAGGAACUUUGAGGAGCAUCUGCUCAUUGGAUCAGGGCUAGGUAGAACUGACACGUUUUACCAGUGGAACCACAGGACACAGUGUAGUCCACUGACUGGAAUUUCAACAGAAGGAACAUUUGAAAAAAAAGUCAAAGGGUACAUACCAAGUUAUUUGGAUAAGGAUGAGUUGUGUGUUGUCUGUGGUGACAAAGCCACUGGGUAUCACUAUCGCUGUAUCACCUGCGAAGGCUGCAAGGGAUUUUUCAGGAGAACCAUCCAGAAAAACCUCCAUCCAUCUUAUGCCUGUAAAUAUGAGGGGAAAUGCAUAAUAGACAAAGUCACAAGAAACCAGUGCCAGGAAUGCCGUUUCAAAAAAUGCAUUGCAGUUGGCAUGGCAACAGACUUGGUUUUGGAUGACGGCAAGCGGUUAGCAAAGCGAAAGCUGAUAGAGGAAAACCGAGAGCGGAAGCGCCGCGAUGAGAUGCAGAAGACCGUUUGGAGCAAGCCUGAUCCCAGCCAGGAGGAGUGGGAGCUGAUCCGAGUGGUGACAGAAGCACACGUGACCACGAACGCACAAGGAAGCCACUGGAAACAGAAACGGAAAUUUCUGCCCGAGGACAUUGGGCAGGCUCCAAUAGUGAAUGCGCCAGAAGGAAGCAAAGUGGACAUAGAAGCAUUCAGUCAGUUUACAAAAAUCAUUACACCCGCAAUCACACGGGUGGUGGACUUUGCCAAAAAGCUGCCUAUGUUCUGCGAGCUGCCAUGUGAAGACCAGAUAAUCCUUCUGAAAGGCUGCUGUAUGGAAAUCAUGUCCCUCCGAGCAGCCGUGCGCUACGACCCAGAGAGUGAGACAUUAACACUCAAUGGGGAGAUGGCUGUCACCAGGGGGCAGCUGAAAAAUGGAGGCCUUGGCGUAGUGUCGGAUGCUAUCUUUGACCUCGGCGUGUCUCUCUCCUCUUUUAACCUGGACGAUUCAGAGGUUGCUUUGCUUCAGGCUGUAAUUCUGAUGUCUUCAGAUCGUCCUGGUCUUGCAAGUGUGGAGACAAUUGAAAAAUGCCAAGAACAGUUUCUUCUGGCAUUUGAGCACUACAUAAACUAUCGCAAACACAACGUCUCUCACUUCUGGCCCAAACUCUUGAUGAAGGUGACAGACCUGCGCAUGAUCGGAGCGUGCCAUGCCAGCAGGUUUCUGCACAUGAAGGUGGAGUGCCCUACAGAACUUUUCCCCCCGCUCUUUCUGGAAGUGUUCGAAGACUGAGAACAAGUGGAAUAAAGAAAUAAAAGUCUGCUUUUCGGCAACCGUUCUGAACUGCUUUUAGCACUACUGAAUGUUAUUUCUUUCCAUAGUGUAGGAUAGUUUCUGGAUGAAAACAUUCCUUUAAUGCGGGUACAUGUGAAUAUCGAGUUUCUCUUGUAGAGUAUAUGUUGCUAAGUAAUUGUGAUUUUUUUUGUUUGUUUUUGUUUUGUGUAGUCUUUUACUAGUAUGUGGUCAUCAGAAGAAACUGAGAAUUAAAAAUCAUUAGCAUGUGGUUUGUGAAUUACCAGAACAUACCCACAUUAUGCAGAUGUAUUUAAGAAGUCAAUCUGCCGUAUGAUUCCACCUCCAUUCAACCAGUACCCACCCCCAAAAUCCUUUCCUGUUUUGCACAAACACAGACAAAAAAAACAACUAACACUAUUUUUCUGAAUACACAUACUAAGUGUGUACCAAAAAAAAGCCAUAUUUUCCCUGUGAUUCUAGUAACUGCUAGAAAACUAGCUAACAAAACCUCUGUUUGCAUCAGACAAUUUGCAGAUAUAUUGGUAACAUCCUCUUGUCUUGUCAGUGUACAUACACACCUGACAAUUAUCCAGACUGGCAAUUUAGUGCCCGCAGCAAUACUAAACCCUGAAACGUAUUUCUUUUUAACGCAAGUAGUGAAGAAAUAUUCUCUUCUCUGACUUUAAAAAGCAGUUUGAAUCUUUUUCUUUACAAAAACUGUAUUUUAUUAUCAACUGUUUGAGUUAACUAUUUGCUUAUUGCUAAAGUACAAAAAUCUAAAACUUUAUGGUGCCAAAUAUGGGAGAGUGAAUAUUUCAGCUCCUAAAAACAUUUAUGCACACUGGCCCAGGUGGUGUGCUUUGACCUGUUUUAUUAAAAAGGUCUCAUUGCUUGUUUGAUCAGCCAGGAUGUAACAGACGAAUACGCAGUUCAGUUUACUAUUGCUCAUGUAUAUUAGUGUGGCUGCCGACCACUACUUGCCAGAUAACCUUCAUGCAGUAGAGUGUUAAUAUUCAUGUAUAGGAACUCUAAAUUCCAUGUGUCAUAUUUUUCUAAAUGUAUAAAUCAUAAUGGAUUUAUUAAGGCAGUGCUUCUGCCAAUGCUGAGUUUAGUUUUUUUUUUUUUUUUUUUUUAAAUGGCUAAACAUAAUAUACCAUUAUUCAAGAUUAUUUGUUCUGAGAAUUUUAACCAGCAAAGCAUGGCUAAAUUAAGGACAUAAUAUACUGUACCUUGGGUUAACAAAGCACUCUGUAGCUACAUUUUUAUAUCAAAGAUGUAGCAUUUUUUUAUCCAGCAAAAUCUUAAUUAUCCUAUGCAUUUUAUUAAAUCAAAUUGAGGGAGGGAGGGGUCUGUAAGAUACAGACUGGUAUUGUUUUGUAACAGGUUUGAGAUUGAUAAGGGGGCAUUAUCUGGCUGCUGACAAGUCGAUUUCUUUAACUGAGUGCAGCUGCUGUUUGCAACCCCCAAGGUCUACAGACCUGAUGGCUGCUAAUGUAAUAUUACCCUGUUAUAAGAAUGAAAAAAUGGUUAAACUGGUAUGGAUUUUCACCAUCUCAGUUUAUUUAUUCCUAAAAGCCGCUUUUGAUUUACGUUUAAUUGAAGAUGGCUUUUAUAACACUAGAACAACAUUAUGAGAAUGUUUUGUUCACUGGCAACUGCACACAUAUGUUUUAAUGCACAGACAAUCAGACAGUAAAGCUAAGAGGUGUUUCACAUGGUUAAAUGUAACCAUAAAAUGUAAUAUAUAUUUAUAUAGCAAAUGAAAAAAAAAACACUAUUUAGGUAUCAGUGAUGUAAUGCAUGUGUUGAAUUGUUGAUCAAAGAAUGUUGUAUAUUUUGGAUAAAAAAAAAAAUGUUUAAAAGGCCAAUGUGGGUAUUGGCUUUUAAAGCAUUGAGUUACUCAAAAUAUUCAAAAUGCACCAUGAAAAAGCUAUUUUACAAUAUUGAGGAUAAAGGUUUGUAUAUUUUCCAAAGCAGAAGUUAUUUUCUACAGAUAUUUUAUGCAUAUAAUGGGCUCUUCGAUGAGAUCUUUUCAUGAGUUUUUAGUAUAUGAACAUUAUACAGAUCAGAUACGUGUUCAUUUUAAAUUCAUCAAUAUUUGUUUCCAAUCUUUUUUAGCAUUCCAGAAAAAAAUGGGUAUUGUACAAGGCUAUCAAAUAGUGUUGGUUUUCAAACUAAAAAACAAACAAUUUGACAGCUGUGAGGCUUGCCAGGAUCAAAACUAAUAAAGUUGGGAUUAACAGUUACAUUGUUAAACCAUCGCACAAGAGGAUCUGAGAUAAACUCUUUACUAAGUGGCUCUAGCACCUCCUUACAGAAACCCUUGGAUUUUACCAGCCAUAAAACUGAGAUCCAGUUUAGCAAAACAGCAAUCCUAAUAUUUGAGUGUAAAAUUAUAAAUGCUAAUUGUUUUGUACCAAAUAAAAUACUUUGUUGCACAGGCAUGUUGGUUUACAGCAAUGUUAGAAAUGAUAGUUGUAACGCAUUGGGGUUGAACAGUUAAGUAUAAAGUUGCACUAUUAAGAAUUCUUUGUUUGCACUUAAAUGUAAAUUGGCUGUGAAAAUAAAGAUGGAUUGGAAAACA